GAGAGAGAUGCACCUGAUCUCUAGACGAGAGCGAUGAAAAUUGAUGACGAGUUUUGUGCCUCUGGAAAAUAAACCUGUUGCUUCAAUUGACAGGGUAAGGCUGAAAACAUGUUCAACAAGGCUCCCCGUCAAACGAGUUUCCACUCCAACAGUCAGACCCCUGGCCCGGGAGCAUAUAAUCCCAAGGAUCCGAAGAAAAGCGCUUCCCAUGCUCUCCCCUUCGGCAAGCAGCCCGAUCGAUUCAAGCGGGAGGACUCGAGUCUCUCGACGGGCUCAAACUCCACGACGAGCUCGGUUCGCUCCAACUCGCAACAGAUGCGGUCCGGGAGGAUUCAAGAACGUCUGCGAACCUUCGAAGUCCAGAUCCGAGAGCGUGAUCAGAUCAUAUCCAGGCUCAAGAUGGAUAAAUUAGCAGCUCUGUCCCGCUAUCAGGUCUUGGUAGACGCCUACAAGCAACUUAGGAGGGUGUCUGUGCAGUCGAUCCCGUCUCAGAAAUUACCCAAAGACAUCUCGCACGAGAUCAUGAGAAUUCUCCAGGAAGAAAAACAGCAAUCCAAGGAUGAGUCGAGGCCCUCGAUGUGCGAAAAAGACAUCAAAGACCACAUGGCGACUUUCAUUGUUGAAAUGGAACAGGUCGAUGAUCCGAGGCUGAGUGCACUGGAGAAGGAAAAAGCAGCUCUCGGAGCCGAGCUCGAAGAGACGAAGAAACGCGUGGAGAAGCUCGACGAAGAAAAUCAGAACCUCAAGAAAGAAGUCGGGGAGAGCGCGUACAGGAUAGGCCAAUUGACUGGGUCGCUCCGAGCUUCUGAAGCCAAAGACUCCGAAAUCAAGAGUCUCACGCUCCAACUGCAACGAGCCAACGCGCUCGUGGACAGCAUGAACAGCAACGCUUCAACACGAGAUGACAAGCUUUUCGCGACUCUGAAAGAACUCGGUGACGUGAAAGCUACGCAGGCCGCUCUGGAGAACACAGUCGCCCAGCAAGCGAAGAAACUGGAAGAAAACCAAGCAAAAUACGAACGCAACAGCGAGGGUCUCAAGGUUCAGCUCGAGUCUAAAGCGAACGAGGUCAGAGAACUCGAGCAGAGGCUGACACAGCUGACGGUAGCACUCCGCGCGAGUCAGGACGAGAGAGAAGGACUCGCGCGGGAGUUGAGCAAUACCGCUGAGCACUUGGAAAAAAUCAUACAGGAAAAGGGAAGCCUCGCCCUCAAGUCCAACUCGGUGGAAGGAGAACUCAAUAGUCUGAAACAGAAGUGCAGAGACCGCAAAGCGGAGCUGUCAGCCGCGGAAGACAGACUGAAUCAGGAGAGGAGCAGGAGCGAAGAGCUGUCCAACCAAUUGAACUUAUCACGGAUAGAAUUGGAAGAACUCCGGAAAGAAGUACACAGAAGGGAGCUGGAAGCAGCCUCGGAAAGACAGACCCUACAGAAUCAGCUCACUCAGAGCCAGGAGAACUUCGAGCGGCAAAUCGAUGAAGCGCGAAAAAUGCACGAGAUUCUCGAAGGCCACAGAGCCGAAACCGAGGCUGAAUUAAAGUUGGCCAUUAAUCGUAUGAGAACUCUCGAGAAUCAAGUUCAGGAACGCGAUGAAUUACUCUCCGCGGCCCAAUUAGAGAAAGAGUCUCUCCGAGGAAAAGUUUCCCAGUCAGAAUCUCUGAAGGGCGACUUGGAAGAAAGACUGAGUCGGGCUGAGGUGCGAUGCGCUGAAUUGGAGCAAGUGUCCCGAACUAAUGAGGACACGGCGCAGAAGGUUCAGGAUGAGCUCACGAAACUCAUGACUCAGUUCGUGGACAUGGAGCUAUUGAACAACGCGAAAGAGGCUGAAGUGAAAUCUCUCCAGAUGGAAAUUUCCGAGCUGAAGGAACUCAAUUCAGAGAUGAAUGAUUCACUUCGAAGAGCUAUGGAUGAGACCGCCGCUGAGCGGGAGAAGCUCCGCGCUUUGGAAAAUGAGACGUCUUCGAUCAAACUUCUCCAUUUGGCCACCACCGCCGAACUCGAAGAGACGAAAAUCGCUCUCAGGAAUGCCAGUGAUGAUUCCACAAAAGUGGAUGCUUUAAAAUUGGAUCUCGCCACCGUAGAAGCUGAGAAGGCCCGUCUCACGGCUCUCGUGAAAAGUCUCGAAGAGCAAGUCGAGAGCUGGGUGCGAGUUCGAGAUUCGUUGACGAAACAACUCAACGAAAGCGAGCAGAGAUAUCAAGAAGCCAUGGACGCCCAUAUGUCUCAAAUGAAGCUCCGCGAAAACAACAUCAAGAUCCUCGAAGAGCAUCUCAGUUCAGUUAAGGGAGCACACGAGGACGAACUGAACAGCUUGAAGAAAAAUUCCGAACAGGACAGAGAGAGACUCAGCCGAGCGUCAGCUGAUCAUCUGCGCGAAGUUCAGGAGAAGUUCUCUGCAGAAAAAUCCGAGCUCCUGGAAACCAUGGAGAAAAUCAAGAUUGAAAACGAGCUCCUCAAGAGCGAAACAGCUUCCCUCAUCGAUGCCAAAGCAUCAUUCAGUCUGCAGCUGCAGGCGAAGGAGUCAGAAGUUCUGCAUCUUCGGAAUAAGGCGGCCGAGGCAGACUUCUACGGGAGCAAGUGCCGUGAACUCGAGAACCAGUCUCUGCAGAUGCGGGAGAACAUCGCCAUCCUACACGAAGACGUGCAGGCCACGAGACAAGAGCUCAUUGAGGUCCAACAAGCUUUGGAGAACGCGAAUCGCGCGAACGAAGCCCACGCCAUGUUCACCUUGGCUGUCAUCAACUCGGGCUCGGGAGGCCAGCAGGUUGAAGCUCUUCAGACCGAGAACGAGAACCUCAGACAUCAGUUGUCGACACUCAAUGAGCUCAUGGACAGGCUCGAAACCGGAAUCGAAACCUCAGAAGCGAAGAAUUCCGUGUACGUGAAGUCGUGUGCUCAAAUGCAGGAGCAAAUCCAACGGCUCGUGGGUCACAGCAACAACAAGCAGCGUAUCCAGUACGUGGGUAAACUGCAAACGGAGAAUCGAGAACUGAAAGAAGAGCAAGCUAAGCUGCGGAGCAAAGUUGAUGCUAUGCAGAAAAAAGUGUCGCAGAUGGAAACACAAUUACGCAAACAGAAGGACAAAGAAAAUCGUCUGGACACCAUGGCCGGAAACACCAUGUCCGUGACGCAGAGCAGAUAUUAUUGAACCGAGUUUCAAGACACAUAUCCGAUUCAGAGAUUUAGUUCAUAGACGGAAUACGCAGUCAGAGAGAGGGUUCGACGGGCUCAAAUUUUUGUACAUAAUAUGGUGGGAAUUCCCAGCUCGCUGAAUCGAGAGUUUCGAUAUCGCGAAACCGCAUUAUCUCACUAUCGAAUGACCGUAUGGUGAAUGGUGACGAAAGUUUGCUAUGUGACCUUCUCAAUGGAAAAGCUUGAUAACAGUUUCAUCAGAGAGAAAAUAGACUUUGUCAAAAAACCGGGA
Molecule: messenger RNA, 3423 nt
Organism: Galendromus occidentalis (western predatory mite)
Lineage: Eukaryota; Metazoa; Arthropoda; Arachnida; Mesostigmata; Phytoseiidae
Product: hyaluronan mediated motility receptor
Exons: 9
Coding region: 109-3147 (1012 amino acids)
Biological process (GO): mitotic chromosome condensation
Cellular component (GO): chromatin; condensin complex; condensed chromosome
Molecular function (GO): chromatin binding
Source: RefSeq, a predicted model, not a curated record